UUAAUUGAGUAGAGAAAUUAGUCUUAAAAAGUAUAGUUAAGAUGGCCGGAAAAGCGUCUAAAACUCUGAUGAAGCAAUCCGAUGAACCAGAUGACCUGAUUUUUGGAUUCUUAGACGAAGGUCUCGAGUUUGAGUCAUCAAAAAGAUCGUCAGAGUUGACCAUUAGCUGUAGUAGUAGCGGAGAUAUAAUGGACGAAGAAGAGGAAGAUGAAAAUGUUAACAAUAGUGAGGAGAAAAAGUUGUUUUGGGCAUCACAAGAGGAGCUUCUUCAGACAACAUUGUGUAGGACAACUUCUUUUGAAUCGAGUGUCAGAAAAGCAACAAAGGAGGCUCUAAAAGAAUUGAAAUUCACAAGCAUCAAUUGUAGCUGCCGGAAUAUGGUAUCCGAUAGUUGUCGCAAAUGUAUGCAAAAUGAAAUCUCCGAACGCCUUAUAAAUGCAGGUUUUGAUUGUUUCAUUUGCAAGUCCAAGUGGAAAAGCUCACUGGGAAUACCUUCAGGUGAAUACACAUACAUGGAAGUGGUGCAAACCGCAAGUUCAAAAAAAGGGAAAUCAAUGAAAGUCAUCAUAGAGUUGAAUUUCAGGGGAGAAUUCGAAAUGGCACGUGCCAACGAAGGCUACAAUCGUCUAGUAAAGCAAUUACCGGAAGUAUAUGUAGGAAAGGUAGAAAGGCUUAGAGAUUUAAUAAAAAUAUUAUGUUGUGCUUCAAAGAAAUGCAUGAAGGAAAAGAAUAUGCACAUGGGUCCAUGGAGGAAGCAUAAGUACAUGCAAGCUAAGUAUCUCGGGUCGCCGGAGAUUAAGCUGGAGCCAAUUUUUCCGGUGAACAAUUUGCAGCGUUUGCCAAGGCCGAAGGCUUCUAUGCUCACUUUUGAUUUGCUUGAUAAUUUGCCUACGGGGUUGCAUUGUGCGGCAAUCAAAGUUGUUUGAUAACGAGUCAAAUUUUCUAACUAGUAUAGUACGUAUUAGAAUAUUCCUAGUUUGCUCUUGGAAUCUCGAACAAUUUCACAUGUAAACUAGUGAGAAAUAU
Molecule: messenger RNA, 1026 nt
Organism: Lycium ferocissimum
Lineage: Eukaryota; Viridiplantae; Streptophyta; Magnoliopsida; Solanales; Solanaceae
Exons: 3
Coding region: 42-926 (294 amino acids)
Source: RefSeq, a predicted model, not a curated record